Aspergillus mulundensis is the source of this 747-nucleotide messenger RNA. RefSeq lists its product as uncharacterized. Bases 1 to 747 code for a protein of 248 amino acids. The record is from RefSeq and is a predicted model, not a curated record. The transcript has 3 exons. NCBI's taxonomy places the organism in Eukaryota, Fungi, Ascomycota, Eurotiomycetes, Eurotiales, Aspergillaceae.
AUGGCUGCUCCUCGUUCAACCUCGCUUCGCGCUCUUCGUCUGCUCUCCCAGCAGCAUACCUUCUCUCCUGCCUACCGUCGAGGUCUACACAUCACUGGCGCCCACUCUGCUCAGCCUGCCAAUGUCUCAGAUAAAUCGACCUUGUACUCGACUCGCAACCUGGCCGACCUCAAGAGCGAGUGCCAAAAGCGCUCUUUGAGGGCCACUGGUACUCAUGCAGAGCUCGUGGAACGUCUUUCCAACCAUGAUUUCCUGCAGUCCCGUGCAUUCAGCAUUGCCAUGAGGAGGAUUAACAGCAGCUCCAAGCCAGAUGCUCCCAGCCGCACGUUCAACACCUCCCGCUCCCUCAAAGCCGUCAAUGACUCGUCUACCGUCGACUUUGCCUACAUGCCCUCAAUCGCGGAGACCAACAAUGCCUCGCGGGAGAUGCCCGUUCCGAUCCUUCCCGAGAUGCACACCCACUUAGAGUCAUCUGGGUCCUCGGAAUCCCCGAUGAAGCCCCAGGUUUACACUGUCUCCGGUGACGGGGUCAACGUCUCCGCAAGCCCAAUGUCCGAGGUUGUCGACAAUGAUUCCGUUGAGAUCGACCCGUUCUCGUUAACCGAAGCCGUCGGGAAAUCGAGAUAUGCUGCCGAACUCAAGAGCCAACAGCAACAGAGUGAAACCAAAUCCGUUGCCUCGGAACUUUGGAACGGGCUUCUGGAUGAUCUCUUAGGUCCUAAGCAGCAGAGUCCCCUGCGGAAGUGA